Molecule: messenger RNA, 1528 nt
Organism: Drosophila grimshawi
Lineage: Eukaryota; Metazoa; Arthropoda; Insecta; Diptera; Drosophilidae
Gene: ppk3
Product: acid-sensing ion channel 5
Exons: 7
Coding region: 1-1509 (502 amino acids)
Biological process (GO): sodium ion transmembrane transport
Cellular component (GO): membrane
Molecular function (GO): ligand-gated sodium channel activity
Source: RefSeq, a predicted model, not a curated record
AUGUAUAUCAUCUUAUGUUUCCUACUGAGGAUACUCAGUGCUGUUGGCGCUCGAUUGAGGGAUAUUACGGAACAGAUGGGUGCCGAGACCAGUUUGCUGGCCAUGCGCCUAAUGAUGAAUCGGGGACUGCACAUUGCCGAGCGAUUGCUCUGGAUGAUUGUGCUGCUGGGCAGCAUUUGUACGGUCUAUAUGCUCAGCCAGAUGCAGAUAGCACGAUAUUUUACCUCGCCCACGGUCAUUUCGGUGGAUCGUGACUAUCGUGGUUGGAACGGUUCUCUGCCGGCGGUGACACUAUGCUACUAUGACCAUAUCGAUUCGUUUAAGGCCAAUGAGGUGAUACAGGAGGAAUGGAACGUGUCCAUAAUCGAUGAGGAUUACUUUUACAUCAUGGACUUUCUCUAUGCCGUGGUAAAUGCCACUGUCAGCAACUACGCUGAGAUAACCAAGUUCUCCAGCGACGAGCGGUUCGAUGAUAUAAAUCUGUAUGAUGUAAUACUAGCCAUAAAUCGGCCAUUCGAUCAAGUGAUUAGCAGCUUUGAUGCCAACUUCAAAGUGCAUGUCCAGAUGGUCAUGACGGAGCGCGGAUCCUGCUAUGCCAUCAACUCGCCCAUGUCGGCAGUGUUGGGCAAAGAAGUUUCAGUGCAGUUUGAGGACUUGCCUCCACCGCUAUCCUGUCAGUUUGGCAAGCAGCAGUGCUAUAUACGCAUGGAUCUCUAUGAGAGCACGGGCGUGCUGGAUGUGCACUCGCCGUAUGAGGUUUCGGCAACAGAAGCAAAUAUAGUUGCGCUGCACAAGUCGGAUGAGAUAACUGCCUCAUUCAAGGUGCUCGAGACGGUAGCAUCUAAGAACCUGCGGGAAUUAAGCGUAGAACAGCGCAUGUGUGUUUUCAAUGAUGAGGAAACAUCCAAUCUCAAGAUAUACAGCAAAUCACUGUGUCUGGCUCGGUGUCGAGCAGUUAUGUCUUUGGAAAUGUGCAAUUGUGUGCCCUUCUUCUAUCCGUUUGUGCCUGGGCCCAGCUGUAAUCCGGCUGGCUUCGAAUGCCUGCUAGAUUUUAAAUGGCCCAUUUGGGCGUUACACAUUUGCAAGUGCCCCUCAACCUGCACCGAAAUCGAGUACACCAUGCAGACAGUGAAGAAGAGCUCCUGGGGCAUGAAGAGCAACGAAGAGGCGACGAGCAUUGAAACGGCCACAUCUAGUUUCCGUUGGGAUCUGAUACCGCCCAAGGUGCGUUUCCGGCGAGAUGUGGUCUUUAGCUUUGAGGAUCUGAUUGUAUCCUUUGGCGGUGCACUGGCCUUGUUUAUUGGCGUUAGUGUCAUGGGUCUCGUGCAAAUGGGCUACAUUAUUCUCAUCAACGUUUUACAGGACAUAUUUAAGCUGCUGUGGUUCAUUAAAACUUGUUUAGUAAAAAACUGCCGCCGCAACAAAAAAUCCAAAAGUCUCACUCACAUCCAGAUUAACGUUUCACGAGCUGAAACAGCGGAGCUUCCGCUAUUUGAAUAUGUUAACUAAUAAUAAUAUAAAUCGAAAA